This is a messenger RNA of Zophobas morio, 1629 nucleotides long. RefSeq names its product zinc finger TRAF-type-containing protein 1 homolog. Gene Ontology annotation, cellular component: nucleus. Bases 169 to 1212 code for a protein of 347 amino acids. Gene Ontology annotation, molecular function: zinc ion binding. NCBI's taxonomy places the organism in Eukaryota, Metazoa, Arthropoda, Insecta, Coleoptera, Tenebrionidae. The record is from RefSeq and is a predicted model, not a curated record. The transcript has 5 exons.
CCAAAUCUAUCAGACGUCACACCCCCAACCAAUACACAGCUUCGUGGUGGGGGGAAAUGUCAAACUAGAACCUCACGUCAGCUGUUUCGCGGUAUGUUGUAUUAGAAACAAAUGCUAGCAUCGAAUCAGCUGUUGUGUUGACAUACGAACAUCACCCGAAGAAGUACAAUGUCAGAGAACGAGGCCACGACGUCGCAUCCCGAGUCCGCGAACGAGGGUGGCGACAAAGAGAAUGAGUUUCUCGAGCCCGAAAACAAACGUCGCAAGACAACCCCCAACAGCGACAAGAAGUACAAACUAGAGGAGCGCCUCGGCGGAAUUUUGUGCUGCGCAGUUUGCCUCGACCUACCUAAAGCUGCAGUUUACCAGUGCAGCAAUGGUCACCUCAUGUGUGCUGGAUGUUUCACACACCUCCUUGCUGAUGCCCGUUCUCGGGACGACACACCCACUUGUCCCACGUGCCGGGUCGAAAUCUGCAAGACCACAGCCACCCGAAAUUUGGCGGUGGAGAACGCCGUCUCCGAACUUCCAUCCGAGUGUCAGUUCUGCAACAAGCAGUUCCCGAGGAAUUCGCUAGAACGUCACGAACAAGAGGAAUGCGAGGAGAGAGUUUCAGGAUGCAAGUACCAUAGGAUAGGGUGCCCGUGGAGGGGACCCUUCCACGAGAAGACCAACCACGAGCAGGAGUGCGGACACCCGAAGAAAAGUGGCGCCGAGGUGAUGGAAGCUCUGGAAAUACUGGACCAGAAGGUAAUGGAAGAAAGAAAGUUGUAUAAAGCCAUCUUCGAAUUGUUGGGUUAUGACAAGAUCACGUUCAAUGACAUUCAACUAAAGCCAUACCGGAGCGACGACUUUGUCCACCGGCUGCUAUACGAAUCGUCAAGGUUUUACGUCUCCGGGCAUCAGUGGCUUGUCAAGGCUAAAAUCACCGAAAACCAGAAGGAUCCAACGCAAAACUCGGAGAGAGUUAUGACUUAUCAGCUUGUACUUAAGUCAAAGGUGUCGACGGCAUUGAGCUUAAGUUACAUUGUUCUUUGUGGUCCUGUGGGCGACAUCAAGGUGCAGCCGCGCGUCUACAAGUUCGACUUCACGGAACACGAGAAUGAAACUCCGUAUGAAACAUUUCCACUAAUCGAUGCAGCUGAAUGUAAUCGGUUGCUAGCGGCCAAGACGAUUAAUUUCAGGUUAAUCAUGUUUUGGGCCUCAAAUUGAUUCUAUUCUUUCUGGUACAGGUGCAUUAUUUUAAUUUUUAGUUAUUGGAAUGAAUUUGUCAGCGAAAGGUAUAUUUGUACAUGUUUUGAGAUUAUAUUUUACAAAUCUUUGUUUAAUUUAAGACUUUUUAUGUGCGGAUUUUAUUUAAAUAUUGUGUGGCGUGUUCACCGACUAGUGAGAUUUUUUUCAUUGUUUUUGAGAUUUUUGUUACCUCCAUUUUUGUGUUGCCAUUCUUUUUACUUUUAUAGAAGAGAAAUCAGUGUGUUUUUUAAGAUUUGUACCAUUUAUUAAUUUAUAAAGUUUCGUUUUUUCAUUGUCAUUCACUAUCGCGAGGGUAGGUAGUAAGUACGUUAAAAUUAAUUUAGUUUGUUUACAAUCCAUGGAAACUGAUCUUGGUAGAAUAUAGAUUUUGAAAAA